GAAAAGGGCAAAUCGGCCCUGUAUUCUAGUGGCUUCCGCGAUGCAAAAUCCUUUUGUCAUACCGAUUCUGUGACCUUAUCCCACUACCCAAGCACGAAGGAGAAGCUUACCACUGCCGGUAACUUGAAACGUCCCGUUGCGUCCUAUUUGUAUAUCACCAUCAUGUCCUCCUGGUAGAAUCACCAUCUUUAGACAAUCAGACCACCAUCGUAUCUUGUCCCUCUUUCAGCCUUUUGGAUUUCUAAUCCGUUAUCUCGGACGUAUUCCGCACUGGUAGCAAUGGCCACCGUUCAGACCCAACCACAGCCCUUGGGUAUCAGGACAACAUCGUGGCAGAGCAUCCGCGGGCUACUGAAGAAGGCUCGUCGCCAUCGGGCCAAACGUAGCAGCACUACGAUUACUGUCGGCGAAAAGAAAGACGUGCAGUAUGAUUCGGCCGUCGAGAUCGUAGAAAGCCCAAACAAGACCGAAUAUCCACAUCUCCAAUUCCACAAGGCAUUAGUCGUCGCGGAGAAGGGUCAAUAUGAAGUUCGACAUAGCCAUCCUGUCCCACACCUGGACGACGAUGAAGUGAUGAUCCGGAACCACUGUGUUGGCUUGAACCCAAUCGACUGGAAAUCCGUGGAUUACAACUUUUGCCUCCCUAAGUUCCCAUGGGUAACCGGCCGCGAGAUGUCUGGUGUAGUACACAAGGUCGGGAAGAACGUCAAGAAUCUGAGUGCAGGAGACAGAGUCUGGACAAGCACAUAUUACCGUGACGUCCGAGCUGGUUGCUUUCAAGAGCUUGUAGUAGUGCCCGAGCACACAGUGCUCCCAAUUCCCGCCAAUCUCGACUUCGAAUCUGCGGCGUGUCUGGGCGUGGCUGCACUCACCGCUGGAAUGGCCCUAUGGAAGUGGUUGGGAGUGCCGUUGCCAGAAACCACCGGAGCACUAAAAGAAAGCCAUGAAUCGGACUGGCUUCUGAUUUGGGGAGGCUCCACUGUAACAGGCCAAUUUGCAACCCAGUACGCUAUCGCGAGUGGACUGAACGUGAUCACCGUAACCUCUGAGCGAACGAAGAACCUAUCGCAGAGGCUUGGAGCAACACAUGUCGUAUCCAGAGACGGCAAGAGUGACGACGAGAUCGUGUCGGAGAUCAAAGCUGUUACCGGCGGAAAGGUUACACGAGCGAUUGACUUAGUGGGCCCGAAGACUGCGACACUGGUUCUGCAAUGUGUUUCGGAAACCUUUGCCGUCGAGUUUGCCCCCUUGGCGAUGAUGUCGUCGAAGCAGGUCGUCCCUGAGAAUGUAACAGCACACACGGUGGAAAUGAAGCAAUUCGUGCUCGACAGGUCAAAUACGUUCUACGCAGAGGAGCUGAAUCGUAUGCUCCAAUCUGGAGAGCUGAAGCUGCCAGAAAUCCACGUCAUGGAUGGCGGUUUGGAGGUGGUGGUGAGCGGAUUGGACAUGCUGAAGAAAGGGGAUAUGGGGGGGAAGAAAAUGGUUGUGCGUAUGCAAUAAAGGGCUAACAAAACUGCAUGGAUAGGCGUUUAGCAUUUGAAAAAGGCGUUGGGGUACUGGAGGUAUAUAGACUUGGCAUAGAUUAGAACCGGCUGCGACCAUAUCAGAUACGAUACAAUGCGACCU
Messenger RNA from Mytilinidion resinicola, 1626 nucleotides. RefSeq names its product GroES-like protein. Gene Ontology annotation, molecular function: oxidoreductase activity, acting on NAD(P)H. The coding region runs from base 280 to 1500 and encodes 406 amino acids. Lineage: Eukaryota; Fungi; Ascomycota; Dothideomycetes; Mytilinidiales; Mytilinidiaceae. The transcript is spliced from 2 exons. The record is from RefSeq and is a predicted model, not a curated record.